AUGACUAAGCUUUUCACUCCUUUGCGCGUUGGACGCAUGGAGCUUUCCAACCGCAUCGCCAUGGCCCCCAUGACCCGCUUCCGCAUCGACGAUAACCAUGUCCCUCUUCCCCUCGUCAAGGAGCAUUACGCUCAGCGCGCUUCCAUGCCAGGCACCCUCCUGGUUACCGAAGCAACCCUCAUCAGCCCUCAAGCAGGAGGGUAUCCCAAUGUUCCCGGCAUCUGGAACGACGCCCAGAUCGCCGCCUGGAAGGAUGUCACGAACGCCGUGCACGAUAAAGGCUCCUACAUCUACAUGCAGCUGUGGGCACUGGGCCGCGUAGCAAGUGCAGACAUGCUCAAGGCCUCUGGAUUUGAUCUCGUCUCUGCUAGUGACAUUCCAGCCUCGGCAAAUGCACCAGUCCCGCGGCCGCUAACCGACGAGGAGAUCAAGUCAUACAUCCAGCACUACGUGCAGGCCGCGCGUAAUGCCAUCGCCGCGGGCUUCGACGGCGUUGAGAUCCACGGAGCCAAUGGCUACCUCAUUGAUCAGUUCAUCCAGGACGUCACCAAUAAGCGAGAUGAUCAAUGGGGCGGUAGCAUCGAGAAUCGUGCCCGGUUCGCGCUUGAAGUAGCCCGUGCUGUGGUGGAUGCCAUAGGCGCCGACCGUACGGCUAUCCGCUUUAGUCCUUAUAAUACCUUCCAGGGCAUGAGGACGGAUGAUCCCAAGCCGCAAUUUGCCUAUCUAGCGCGCGAAUUGGCUCCUUUGAAGCUGGCCUUUGUGCACUUGGUUGAGGGCCGCAUCUCUGGUAGUGACGUUGUCGAGACCACAGAUGAGUUGCACUUUUUCCUGGAUGCGUAUAGGGGCGCUGGGCCGGUCGUGGUAGCUGGUGGGUAUAAGCCUGAGCUGGCGCGGGAGGCGGUUGAUCACAAGUAUAAGGAUCACGAUGUUAUUGUUGCGUUUGGUCGGCCGUUUACUUCGAACCCUGAUUUACCGUUUCGUAUUAAGGAGAAUGUGGCUCUUGUUCCGCACGACAGGGAUGUGCUGUAUCUUCCUAAAGACCCGAAAGGCUAUAAUGAUUGGGAGUUCAGCGAUGAGUUUAAAAGGGCGGUUGAGGCUACAGCCUGA
Molecule: messenger RNA, 1107 nt
Organism: Aspergillus affinis
Lineage: Eukaryota; Fungi; Ascomycota; Eurotiomycetes; Eurotiales; Aspergillaceae
Product: alkene reductase
Exons: 1
Coding region: 1-1107 (368 amino acids)
Molecular function (GO): NADPH dehydrogenase activity; FMN binding
Source: RefSeq, a predicted model, not a curated record